Molecule: messenger RNA, 2964 nt
Organism: Tetranychus urticae (two-spotted spider mite)
Lineage: Eukaryota; Metazoa; Arthropoda; Arachnida; Trombidiformes; Tetranychidae
Molecular function (GO): protein binding
Source: RefSeq, a predicted model, not a curated record
CAGUUUCAUAUGAAGUGUCGAUCUGGUUACCGUUUUGCUGAGUUAUGUGAUUGUUGAAAGUUAUUGUAACAUUGAUUAAACCCCUUUUGGGCUUACAAAGGUUAACACUUGGUUCAUCUAUCCGUCUUCAUUGGGUUCACCAGUAGCGUCCUCCUUCACCCUUCACCCUUUCAUCUAAAGCACAGCUUUAACUCAUCGAUAUUCAGUGAUUUUGUGUGUGUCUGUGUUUUGUUUUGUUUUGUGAUACAAAAAGACUUACAUUUUAAACCAAAUUUUUGGCCAAUUUUCACAUUAAAAAUUGGACAAUGUUAUCGACCAGUUCAAAUAUUAUUCAACUAUUCACUCGGUUUACAUUCAACUCUUUCAUCAACCUAUACUCAACCUCAUCAUCAUUAGCAUCAUGCAUAUUCGUCUUCUUGUACUUACUCUGUGUUAUUCCCUUCUCAGCUCCUCUUCCUAGGAAUCUUGAACUAGGUGGAAGCUGUCGUUCAUCUCUAGAAUGUUUAACCGCCAUUCCUCAUAGUCACUGUGAAUGGGAGGAAAGGAUAUGUACAUGUCAACCUUAUCAUAUUAAACUCAACAGCACUAUUUGUCUACCAGCUUCACUAUUAGGUUUUGGCUGCUCAAUUGAUGAACAAUGCACCAUGAAAGUGCCAAACAGCAUGUGUAUCAAUGGAUCCUGCCAAUGUAAAUCAAAUUUCGUCCAAAUCAGAAGAGAUAAAUGUUUAGCCCCUGCUAAGAUGGAUGAUUAUUGUCUUAAAGAUGAACAAUGUACCCUGGGUGGAAAGUAUACAAGGUGCAAAUUUAUUAUACCCAGAGUCUACGGUAAAUGUCGAUGUCCUCUUGGUUAUGUGGUAACUGAUGAUAAACAGUGUUUACCUUCCAUUGGAAGUAAAUGUGAAUUAAACAGUGAAUGCAGUAAAAUAACGCCUAAUAGUAUUUGCUCCAAAACAACUGGACAAUGUGAAUGUGAUGUUGAUUACAAAGCGUCUGAUGAUCGAUCCAAAUGUGAAUUGAUAUUUAAACCUUCAGAGACUCCUAAUGAUAUAAUUGAAGAGGAUAGUUCAUCUGCUCUCGAUUUAGGACCAGUUUCUUUGGGUAAACGAUGUCGAUCAUCCAUUGAAUGUCAAAUACGAGAUCCUUAUUCAGCUUGUAUCAACGGAAUAUGUGAAUGUUUAUCGCGAACCUCUAAAUGCAACUCAUUCAAUCCAGGCUGUCAUAAUGAUACAUUUCAAUGUCGCUCUGGUCAAUGUAUAUCAUGGUACUUUGUAUGUGACAAAACCAAAAACUGUGAGGAUGGAUCAGAUGAGGAUGAAUGUGAACCUUUCAAAUGUCCCCGGGAAGCAUUCCAAUGUGACGAUGGAUCUUGUCUCAGUCGAUCAGCUGUUUGCAAUGGCCGCUGGGAAUGUCCUGAUGGAAGUGAUGAGGCUAGAUGUUACAAGGGUAUUCCUUGUGAUAAAAAGUCUUUUAGAUGUAAAAGUGGUCAAUGUUUACCUCAAUAUACCUUUUGUAAUGCGGUAACCGAUUGUCUUGAUGGAUCUGAUGAGAUACAAUCUGUUUGUGAAUACUCAACCAAAUGCCCCAAGGGUAUGUUCCAAUGUGAAAACAAGAAAUGUCGAUCAACAGCAAUCCUCUGUUCUGGCGUUGACGGUUGUGGUGAUAAUAGUGAUGAAGAACGAUGUGAAGUUUGCUAUUGUGAAAAACCACCGAAUUAUUAAUUAUUUAUUAAAAUUCAUUUUAUAAUAAAUAAAAAACAUUUUUCUCACCUAAAUAAUUGCAAAGACUGAUUACAAUGACUGACAAUGAAAGGCCUGAAAGGAAGCAAAUCAACAAUAAUUUCAUUGUAAAUUUGAAUAUAAUUAUUAUUGAUAUAACAGUAAUCAGAAACCAUCGUGAAUCUCAUUGUAUUGUCCAAAAAAUGAUGUUAAUCAUAUAAUUUUGUUAAUCAUGGCAGAAAGAUUCAGGAGCAGAAAAAAAAGGAAUCACAAUUGGCCAUUAUUUCAAAUCAUAAUACACUUUGAAUGGUUCAAUGAUCUCUAAGCAAAACUGUCCUUCAACAUGAAAUAACGAGCAAUUAAUCUAAUUCUGACCAUUGGGAGACUAACUAUUAGCCAAUGAUAACCAAAUUUGUCUAAAUAAUUGCAAUAGUAUGAGUAAUUGGAAUCCUCUCAAGUCAUUUCCCAUGUAAAUAGCAAAUCGUAAAUAGUCAAGUUUUUGUAAUCAUAAGAAAUCUGCCUUCGAAUAGCAAGUGUAAACAAAACUCUUAAUCAGGUAAGAUAAAUGGUUAUUAUUCCGGUUUAAUUUACGGAACACACAAAUUUGUUGUGAAAAAAUGAAUGAAUUGAAUGACAAUUGUUUCCCAGUAACCGCAAGCUGAUCAAAUUUAACCCAGUAAUACAAAUACAACCAACAGAUUUGGGUUAACCACAGAGAGUCUAUAGCUUGCCCCAUUAGCUGUGGUUAAAUUGUGGUUGAUUUAAGUUGAAAAACACGGAAUCAUGCCAUUAAUAAAUGUUUAUAUCACAGUUCUGUCACAAUUAGUAAAUUUCUUGUCAUAGUGUUUCCCUCAUUUACCUAAAUCAUUUCCACUCUUGAGCCUUUUCCCUUUUACUUUCAUUAUUAUUCGUUUUCAUUUCUUUCUUUUUGUCAACUUGGUUCUAUUCAUUGCACAUUUUCAAUUGAAAUUGCCACUCCUGUUAACUGGUUAACUCGUUGUCCACAAUCACCAUCACCAUCAUCAUAAUCAUCAUCUGAACAUAAAUUAUAUUUCGUGUUACCUUGUAAAAAAAAGAGGUAAAAAAGAGAGAAAAGGCAAAAAUUUAUUCACAGCAAUCACAAUCAUCAACACAAUCAACAGCUCACUUUAACUCUCUUUGUUCCUCUAUUUUGAUUAACUCAGUUUCCAUCUUGAUUAAAAGCUGGUCACUUGAUUUUCAGCCAAUUUCAAUCACUUAUCAAGAAAAA